UAAAAUAAUAUUACUCAUUGAUUUCAUAUUAAUUCAUUUUAAAAAAGCUUCAUACUUAAUUAAAAUAAAUUAUCAAGCUUUGUGCUAAUAUUGAAUCCAAGUUUCAGAACGAAUCUAGUUAUGCCGGCAAUGUCACUGUCAGCCUUUCUUGGGAUAAAUAGUGGAUUUUAACCAAUAAUUCUAUUAAUUUUUACCGUAUUUGACCAACAGAAAGUAUAAAUGAAGCUUCUAAAACCCAGUUGGGUUAAUCAUGAUGAUAAGCCAAUAUUUUCCGUGGACAUCCACCCUACAGGGAAGAGGUUUGCGACUGGUGGGCAGGGCGGAGACUCUGGCCGGGUGGUUGUUUGGAACUUGAACUCUGUCCUGUAUGAAAAUGUGGAGGUGGACCCGAAUGUACCGAAGAUGUUGUGCCAGAUGGACAAUCAUUUGGCAUGCGUCAACUGUGUUCGGUGGAGCAAUGCAGGCCGAUACCUGGCUUCCGGCGGAGAUGACAGACUGGUCAUGGUGUGGGGACUCAGUGUGGUUGCAAAUGGCACUCCGGGGAAGGCACUGAAAGCUGAGACGUGGAGAUGUAUAGCUACUUUGAGAGGACAUGCAGGGGAUGUCCUGGACCUGGCCUGGUCUCCGCUGGACAAGUGGCUGGCCAGCUGCAGCGUGGACAACACCAUCAUAAUCUGGAACGCGGAGAAGUUCCCGGAGAUGGUCUGUGUGCUUAACGGGCAUACUGGGCUGGUGAAAGGCGUUGCUUGGGACCCUGUUGGCAAAUACUUGGCAUCGCAGUCUGACGAUAAAUCACUUCGGGUCUGGAAGACAGCUGACUGGGCGCAAGAAACGGUCAUCACUGAGCCUUUCGAAGAAUGUGGUGGCACGACCCACGUACUCCGGCUGUCCUGGUCCCCCGAUGGUCAAUACGUAUUAUCCGCCCACGCCAUCAACGGGGGUGGCCCCACCGCGCAAGUGGUAGAAAGAGACGGCUGGCGGUGCGACAAGGACUUCGUCGGUCACAGGAAGGCUGUCACUUGCGCUCGCUUCAACAACAAUAUAUUCGUGAAAGAAGGCAAGAAAUGUUGCUGCGCGGCCGUCGGUGCCAGAGACAGAGCGCUAUCUAUCUGGCUCACUUCUCUAAAGCGCCCUCUAGUGGUCGUCCAUGAUCUCUUCAGCGACAGUGUGUUGGAUCUAUCUUGGAGCUCUGAUGGUCUGAAUCUCCUCGCAUGCAGUUCAGAUGGUACAGUCGCCUGCAUACAGUUUACCAACAAGGAGAUUGGCACACCUCUAACACUGGAUGAAAAGAACGCCUUCUAUGAAAAAAUCUACGGAAAGUGUCCGGCCAACGACUCAGCUCUCUCCAACUUACUGGUGGAGUGUCCCGAGAUCCUGCUCGCUAGAGAGAAGCCUGACGCCUGUCGAGACAGUCGGGACGCCUCACUCCUCAGUGAGAAGUCUCAGCAAUCCAAGCCAGCAUUCACAGCAUCGCCCGUGUCUCUGCGACCAGUGGACCGGCAGAUAGAAACGCGCACUUCAGAUGGCAAGCGACGAAUCACACCUGUCUUCAUACCGCUCACUAUGGUCGCUAGCGAAUCUCUCGGCUCCAUGCCAACCGGCACAGAGAACUGCUUCAGUACCUCGUCUCAGAGCAAAUCUCGGAUCCGCGUGGAGAGGCGCGACGACAUAGUGAUACAUCCCAAUGUGAGCAACCACGGGAAUUCCAGUCAACAUAAUAAAAGUGUGGACAACGGGCUCGACCAGCGGUUACGCAAGCGUUCAGCACCUUCCCUCCCCGGCCCCAAGACAGAAGAAGUGCAAGUGAAGAGGAGCGCCAACGGCGCCUCGCCGCCCGUAACACACGCACACACACACACACACACACACGGCGCCUCGCCGCCCGCCUUCCACGCGCUGCCCGCGCCCGCGCUCGGCAGCGCCGGGCCCGUCGUGCGCGCCGCCGGGGCGCUGCGCCUGCAGGUGAUCAACAAAGCGUGUAAUACACAUUACGGCACGCUGUCCCGGUUACAACUGCUGCCCAACAAUUCCGCCUCCAGCGAUCCUGUCUGGGAAACAUAUUUAGGUUCCCCGGUGACGUGCAUAGCGUGCGACGCGCGCUGGGCCGCGGCGGCGUGCGCGGACGGCGCGCUGCACGCCUGGCGGCUCGCGCGGACUACUGCGCACAGAGCCCUGCCGCCCAUCGCACUAAUGUCACCCGCAGCCAAACUGACACUCGCAGGUGACACCCUAGCGGCCGUCACUACAUCCGCCGAGCUCGGUAUCUGGGACCUCGCCAAUGCGACAUGUAUCGUCAGGCCGCUAAGUUUUAGGAGCCUAAUGCAACCCGGGGUGUCUGUAACGAAUUGCUCUCUACUAGAGGACGGGAACCCAAUGAUCUCACUUAGCAACGGGAAGAGCUAUAUUUAUUGCAAGAAAUUGUAUGCGUGGGUGGUAUGGACUGACGCCCGGGAUCCAGUAUGGAGAGCAUGCGGCGGCCACGCCUCCACUAGGGCGCCGCGUUCUUCACAUAACCUGUACCCUGUACAACCCAGAGCCACACAGGCCAACACCGGCGGCUACAGUUCGGACGCGGCCCGAAGUUGGCUCGAAGCUCAAGUGGCUUCGUGCUUCCAUCUUAGACUAGCGAAGGACUACCGACAUUGGAUCACGGCGUUGUUCGGCCACCUCGUCAACCACGGUAAUGAAGACCAGCUGAGAACGAUAUUAGACGAGAUGCUGGGGCCCAGUCAUUGUACCAGCACACCUAAGAAGUGGCAGGCCACAGUUCUGGGUAUAAAGAAACACGACAUUUUAGACGACAUGUUAUCCUUAUUAGUACGUCAGCUGCGCUGGCAGCGCCUCUACAGCGAGUACAUCGACCAACUACGGGACAUACGCGAAGCACGCGAGAGACCCAUGCUCAAUGGACACUGAAACCGGUAUAUGAAACGGACAUUGCAACACGCAUAUUCUUUCAAUACCGGAGUGAAUAAAGAAUUAAAGAUGGCGGAGGGAUUAGGGAUAAACACCGAGAAUGAAAUUUACCUAGUAAUUUCUUAAAAACUACCACAUAGUGCGAUAGAAAAUAAUAGUAAAUUUUGCAUAAUACAAUUAGUAUAGGUCGUUUUUAAGAAGUUAUUAAUUCGCAACGGCGGUGUGAAACAGACUACCGAAUCUUCAUUUUGGAAAUAGAAAAUUUCUAUGCCCAUACAAAAAUGUUUUAAGUUUCUGAAUUUUUUUCACGUGGAUGUUUGCAAUUAUGAAAACUUUCUGACUGCUUUCUUUCUGCACAACAAUAUACAGGAGUAUCCAGGGGUAACAGGAGUAUAUCAUUUAUCUAUACUAUUAUUUGGAUAAACCCUGUAUUUUCUGGAUGUAGCUAAUUUUUUUGUGAUUUUCAGUGUGGUGUACUCAUUGGCUGUUUAUAUAAAUCCUAAAUUCCUAUUGAUAUUAAGUGUAAAGUGUUCAUAUCAGUCUUAUGAAGUAGGUUUUGAAUGAGAUGAAUGCCUUGCGGGUGUGCUAUAGUAUUUAACUAUUUAUAGUAGGUAUAUAAUGAAAUAAUCAGUUCAUUUUAAAUUAUAUAGCCGGUCAAACAACUUUGUCAGUAGAAAAAGGCGCGAAAUUCAAUUCUUCUAUGAGAUACCCUUCGCACCUACAUUUUUUCAAUUUGCCGCUUUUUUCUACUGACGGAAAUGGCUUGACAGACUGUAGUUGAUAAAUACUGUAUCGGUUGAUAUUAUAAUAUAACACCUUUUUUGCCUAAGUAAUCAUUUAAAAAAAGUCACAAGAUUAUACAUAUUAUACGACUAAAUUGUUUCUUCGAGCAAAGAUAAAUAAAUCUUAGAGAAGAGAGCAUGUUAAAUGUAUAUCUUUGGAAGCCACGCAAAGGAAAAUAUUAAAGGUAUUAUAUUAUUGAACCGAUACUAGGUAUGUGAUAAAAAAACACUGCCAAGUAAUUAAUAAAAAUAUUCAGUUUUACUGAAAUGAAAUGUAAUCUCUAUUUGUGGCGAUUUUAGAUAAUACGUUUAAGUA
Messenger RNA from Cydia splendana, 4014 nucleotides. RefSeq names its product protein HIRA homolog (gene Hira). Lineage: Eukaryota; Metazoa; Arthropoda; Insecta; Lepidoptera; Tortricidae. Gene Ontology annotation, biological process: regulation of DNA-templated transcription; chromatin remodeling; DNA-templated transcription. The coding region runs from base 220 to 2916 and encodes 898 amino acids. The record is from RefSeq and is a predicted model, not a curated record. Gene Ontology annotation, molecular function: nucleosome binding; protein binding. Gene Ontology annotation, cellular component: nucleus; HIR complex; chromatin. The transcript is spliced from 21 exons.